This is a messenger RNA of Chlamydomonas reinhardtii, 2202 nucleotides long. RefSeq lists its product as uncharacterized. Lineage: Eukaryota; Viridiplantae; Chlorophyta; Chlorophyceae; Chlamydomonadales; Chlamydomonadaceae. The record is from RefSeq and is a predicted model, not a curated record. The transcript is spliced from 2 exons. Bases 150 to 623 code for a protein of 157 amino acids.
GACGGGCGGGCUUGGGCAGCGUAGCGGCAGGUGGAAGGAGCAGUCCAGAGCAGCUCUGAAGUCAUGUCAGCAUGCAGUGCGAGCCGCGCGCGGACCCCGUCGCCCAACUAUAGUUGCAAAUCUAUGCUGACAUACUCACCUGUACGCGAAUGGAGGAGGGGGCCCUGUCCAAGCGGCCAGCUGAGGCCGAGGCGGGCGUGCAGCGCGAGGCUACUGGUAGCCGCCAGCCGGGCACCUCAACACAUACAGCCGCUGACCGACAGCGCGGGGGCGCAGUGGUUGGCACCAGCUGCAGCAGCACGAGCGGCGGCAGCGACGGCUCCGGCGGCAGCGCCAGCGCGAGCAGCGGCGGCGCCGGCUCGUGCGGAGGGCCUCGCUCGUGGGCCCGCCGCGCCGCCGCCAGCAGCCCGCCGGAGCCCAGUGCCCAGCUGCAGGGCGCCUUGGUCGGUCGGGCGGUGGGCUGCCGGCUGUGCUGCGCCACUGCGCCACUGAGCGCCCUGAGCGCCCCCAACGAGUGCCUGGCUGCUGGCGACGUACGGCGGCCGCGGCGGCCACAUAGCUUUCUGUUUGGACUCCUGGGAGCACCGGCGGGAGCCUGUCGGGGCGCAUGCAUGCCGCUGUGACCACCCUGAUAUUGCGGGUGUGGCUGCCGCCUGGCGCCAGCAUUGCCAUGGAGAUCGCAACAUCUACAGCCGUUGACGCAGACGUGCGUGUGGGUUCUGCAGAGCACGCUGCGGUGGUUGGAGCUGGUCGGUGGUGAACGGCAGCGGGGCCGCCGACACCGGCGCCGCGGUGCCGCCCACCGCGGCGCCGCUUCGUGCUAGCGGGCACCCCGUGGCGGUUUCAGAAACGGCAUGCGAUGACGACGCGGCAAGCGCAUGCAGGGAUUGCAGGCGCUUGCCGAACCGAUGGGUCGGGCUGCGGCAGCCAUCCAUCUGGGGCUGCGGGAGCUGCAGCACUUCGUGCUCCACGACCUACCUGCGCGCGGGGGAGCCGUUGCGCGCGGCGCUGAGGGCGUGCCCGGUGCUCCGGGCGAGGGCGGCAGCGGCGGCAGGAGAUGAGACGAGGAGGAGCAGCAGGAGUGGCGCACCCGACUUGAGUGGCUUGUCCAUGCGCUGGUGGCGGUGUGUGCGUGUGGCGUAUGCGGCCUUAGCACCGGAGGAGUGGCCGUCCUGGCUGGGUGGCGGUAGCGGUGCCACUGGCCGCGGCGGCAGGGGCUACGUCGGCAGGAGCAGCGGGAGAAUGAAGUGCGGCGGCGGCAGCGGGAGGCCGGGCCGCGACGCGAAAUGCAAGGCAGCAGCCACAGCGCCACACGCAGACGCAGUCGGGGGCGGCGCACCGGUUCGCAGUGCUAGCGGAUGGCAGGGCCUCUCCCGCAGCUCCCGCAGCGGCUGGUGACGACGGCAGGGCCGUGCCGCGCUUGGCGAAGCGCUUUGUACUUCUGGUGGCGCAUUCGCUGCGGCUUGCGGGUGUUGCUGGUAGUGGUGUCGGCGCUGCGCGCGAGUGCUGCUGGUGCUGAUAGAGCCCGCAGCAGUAGCAGUAGCAGGGGCAGGGGCAGGGGCAGCAAGGGCGUCGCCAGCAGCAGUGCGGGCGCGGGCGCUGGCAUGGGACCUGUGUCAGUUGGCAACGGCGUUGACGGGACAAAUGGCGAGGAGGAGGAGGAGGAGGAGGAGGUUGCAUGGAAGGCGCUCGUGAGACAUCUACGUGUGCGGGUGCGACGGGCGGCAACGGUUAAGGAGUCGGUGGUGCCGGGUAGGUAGCAACAGCCGCGACGGCGGCGGAGGGACGAGCGGGAGCCGUGUGUGCGUGCGUGGCACGAACCGCAAGAGCAGCCAGGGUUUGUAAGAGCACAAGUACGACCUGACGGUGGCAGGUGCACGUGGCCGCGUCCUGACGUACCGCAAUCACUUGAAUUUCAGGCCGUUGGAGGUGCGGGACUGACUGUCUGCGCUGGGGAGACGUGCGUUGUUGCAGAACCUACCAAGUUGGUAUGGCUGAGGCAUGUGGACGUCCAUACUUUCAAGGCAACAGGCAGCAGCGUUGCAGGUUGAAGAGUGUGUGUCGCGCGCGCGGGGUCCCGCGCGCGGGCAGGUUGCAUCAAUGCCAGUGAUGAAUUAUCGUAUGUGCCGCUUGAUGUGCCGCAGUGCGAUUGGACUUCAGACGCUAGCAAAUCUGCCUGGAGCGAUGUAAGGGCCAAAAGGG